AUGGCCCGGCAGAUGCUCCUCCAAGUUUUCACGCUGGUCCUUCUGCUCCUGCCCUUGCUGCACUGCAAAAACCUGCUUUGCUUCUUCAUGCCCGUCCUGGAGAUACAGAAGGAGAAGAACAUUGAAUACACUGUGACGGAGUGUCUCCCCAAAGAGGUCUGCUUCAUAGGCCUGGGUCGCUAUGGCAACCACACAGCCCUGUCAUCCAGGGGCUGCGUGCCGAAGGAGCGCUGCAGUGGUCAGGUCAACGUCCGCCUCAAAGGGACGGUCCACAAGAUGACGUACAGCUGCUGUGACUGGCAGUUCUGUAACUCGUGUUCUGCUCUCAGACCUUCCUGUAUCGCUCUAACUUUACUGGUCAUCGCUGUAAUGGUCUGUGGUUUGUGA
Molecule: messenger RNA, 387 nt
Organism: Nematolebias whitei (Rio pearlfish)
Lineage: Eukaryota; Metazoa; Chordata; Actinopteri; Cyprinodontiformes; Rivulidae
Product: protein Bouncer-like
Exons: 2
Coding region: 1-387 (128 amino acids)
Source: RefSeq, a predicted model, not a curated record